AUUAAUAAAUUAAACACUAUUAACACAAAAAGAUACAAUCAAUACAAUUUAGAAUACAACUAGAUACAAUUAGACAUAGCACAAUUAAUUCAAACUCUAUAACAAGGAUACCAACUAAAUAUCUAAUGCUUGUCCAGUUUUCUUUUCAUUUUCUUGCACUUUCAUGCUUUUGUUUUUUUUUUUGGGGAGCAAUCGAACGCAGAAGGACAAAACCAAAAUUGGGUAAUGAAGAGACAACCUUUCCUAGAGGGGUAAACCUGUGUUGCUCAUCAUUCGGUGCCUUGCUUUUUUGAAACUCUGAAACUGCAUAAAGUUAGCACUUGUAAAGCGAUUAAUGAGUAGAUAAAGCUCUUUUGAAAUACAAAGAAGUUUUUUUGUUUUUUUGAAAAGUAGGAAAGGAGGAUAAAUCAUGUUUUUGGGCACGUGUUUUGCGUUCAAAAUAUUUGAAAGGUUCCACCUUUCUUUAUGCUACUAUUAUACGGGGAGCCUCAGACACUUACAUAAGGUAUUUUCUCGGGCAAGGAGGCACUGAUGAAGGAUUGUGCGAAAUUGGUUGGUAAUGGACAGAAUACUUCCUUUUGAUAUGAUAAAUGGCUUGGAAGUAAAUUUAUUAUUAAAUUUUAUGAAUCUUGGAUUAGACCAAUGUCAGCCAGAUUUGAUUAGUGAUCUUUUGGAUGAGAAUAUAGAUUGGAAUUGGCAGAGAUUGUCAGUUUUUUUGUCAUGAUAUUCUUAAUCACCUAUCCUUAGUGCAUCCAAUAAAUACUAAGGAUGGUAGGGUUAUUUGGACAGCUUUUCCUAGAGGAAAAUUUUCAUGUAAGUCGGCUUAUAAUCUUAUUAAGGGGGAUCCUAAUGCUGAUUUUUGUUGAAACCGAUUCUGGAAAUCGGAAAUGUCGUCUAGAGUCCACUACUUUCUAUGGCUAGUGAUUUAUAAUCGAGUUCUUACUAAAGAAGUUGUGCCAUAAGAAGAAUUUCAUUUUCAACCCGGUGUCCAAGAUGCGUUGCUGAUUUGGAGAAUAUCUUGCAUGUCUUAAAAAACUAUCACAAGUCUUAAUUACUCUGGACUAGAUGGUUGCAUGGUGAUCAAUUGGAUAAAUUCAAUUCUUUGCCUUUGACAGAAUGGUUGAGGUUCAACCUAUUUAAUAAGAACAAGUUGAUUGAGAGUUCAAUUCCUUGGUUUUUAUUCUUUGAGUUUGCUUGUUGGUAUCCAUGAAAAUUGCGUAACAAAGUCCUCUCUAAAGCUGGGUUUGUAUGGCCAGGAAUAGUAGGGGUUACUUGAUGCUUGGGUUUACAAGAAGAUACAAUCUACCGUAUUAGUUCCGUCAGACUCAAAGGAAAGCACCUCCAAUUUCUUACAUGAUCCACCAUUUUCCGUCAGGUUUUGUUUAAUAUAUGGCUGUUUGGAUUAGGUGUGAAAUGGGCUUUUCUUAUAUGGAAACAAGCCCAACGUGGGUUAAGACUUGUUGAAAAGGUUCCCUCGCCCUUAUCUACAUUCCUAAAACCAUAUUGCGUGGUUUAGCGGAGGGUUUUAGUUUUGUGGAAGAAGGAAAGAAGAAGACGACGAACGUUUUGGCUGAUGAAACUGUGAGAAUUUUGGUAAAGAUUUCACGGAUACAGAAAUGGCACUGCAAUACUCGAUCCAUAUCCAGUAUUGGUUUUCUCCAGCAAAACAGAACAAACUAAAGGCCGUACGUUCAAACUCACUUAAAUUGCCUUCCUGGAAUCGGAGUUCGAUAGGGAAUGGGGUAAGAGCAAAUGGAAUGGUAGAAAAAUUUGGAAAGAAAUUUAUGGGACGAGAAUUAAGUGACAUGGAUGAUGAUGAUGAUGAUGAUGAUGAUAAUGGUCCAUCAACGAAAAAGGGUCAGAUGGAUGAUUCAUAUAAUUUUGAUGCUGAUAAGCGACGUGAAUGGAGAGCCAAGAUUAGGGAAGUCCUUUAUAAGCAUCCUGAAAUUCAGGAGGAACUUGACCCUGUUGAAAAGUUGAACAAGAUGCAAAAGCUACUGGCUGAUUAUCCCCUGGUUGUAGAAGAGGACGAUCCGGAUUGGCCUGAAGAUGCUGAUGGCUGGGGUUUCAACCUGGGACAGUUCUUUGAUAAGAUAACCAUCAAGAAUGUCAAGAAAGAUAUCGAAGAUGAUGAUUAUGAUAGUGAGAAUGAAAUAGUUUGGCAAGAUGAUAACUAUAUUCGUCCAAUCAAAGACAUUAAGACUGCUGAAUGGGAAGAGACUGUAUUCAAGGACAUUAGUCCUUUAAUCAUUCUUGUGCAUAACCGCUACAAAAGGCCAAAAGAAAAUGAAAGGGUUUGGGAUGAGCUAGAGAAAGCUGUAAACAUCAUGUGGAAUUGCAGACUGCCUUCACCAAGAUGCAUAGCAGUUGAUGCUGUAGUUGAGGAUGCUUUGGUCUCUGCUCUAAAAGUUUCUGUCUUUCCAGAAAUAAUAUUCACAAAAGCUGGGAAAAUUUUAUACCGUGAGCAAGGAAUUCGAACUGCAGAUGAGCUGUCGAAAAUUAUGGCUUUUUUUUAUUAUGGAGCUGCCAAGCCACCUUGUUUAGAUUGCAAUGGAAAUAGCCAGGAAAUGAUCCCAUCAGUUGCCAUCAAGAGUUAAAACAAUUUGGUAGUUGCUAGCAGCUGCCUUAAACUUGUGUAUGAAAAAUAUUGAUGUGGAUGUGGCUAACUUUAUCUAUUAAAUGGUGGUUAUUGUAUGAUUGUAAAUUAUAAAAACGGUUGGCCCAUGCUGUUUAGGUUUAUAUUGAGAGGUUUCAGUUUAUUGCUCUUCUUAAAUCCAAAUUUACGACAGCUUGAAUUCAAUUGAAAUUGAAGUUCUAGAUAUUUGGCAUCUUUUGUCCUUGGAGAUCAAAAGAAAUCAAGUGUGCUGCAGGAAUGAUGGGAAAAUCUGCAGUCUCUGAGCAACAACAAAGCACGAAUUUAUGAUAAUUUGCAUUACAUAUUUCUUGAACUCUUUCUUUUAAAUCAACAUUUUCAUCACCCUAUUUCUGAUCCAAUACACAUCUUCUACCUCCAUUGGAUAAUGUUCUUUGGCAGAGGUAUGCAUUUAACUCAACCUUUUUUCUUUAAUAUGUUUGAUCCAUUGCACUUGUUCUACAUUCAUUCCCUGUUAAAAGGUAGAAUCUAUGAUGAUUUCGAACCUUGUGCGAUGACAUGAGCAUAUACUGCUCCUGUUAUCUGUCAUUCCUGGGCAUCAUCUAGCACUGCCCAGAUCUUUGUUUGGAUAUAUGGCAUAGCUAUUUAUUAAAACCCAUUUAUUUACUUUGAAGAUGCAUUACUUUGAAAUACCUUGAGGUAUAUUAAAUCAGAAUGACAUGAGAAAAGUGUCAAUAAGAGUUUCUCUUAGGAAAUGCCUUUAAUGUGAUAUCACUAUUAACUGCCAUCAUAUGGAAUAUAAUCAUUGCAAAUGUCAGAACAGCUAAAUUUUUUCAGCAUUGGAAGUGAAAGGCAAAAAUUUGGUAUGACUUUGACCCAUCAAAUUUGCAUUUUGCUACAUCAACAGUUCACCUUUUUGUUUUCAUCUUCCCUCCAUAGAAUGUAAGGGAUUUUCCUGUACUAAGAGAUACCCAGAAUCCUAUCCAUGAUUCAUCUUAUUUGGUGGAAAAAUGGAUUUCCAUUGGACCUUGCUCAAGUUUUUCAGUCAUUUCAACAUCUAGAUUCACAUAUCCAUAAAAGUGUGUAUUAGUCUGGUUAGUUUGUUAUAAAUAUUGAGUGUGAAAAUUAGAGUUUUGCAUGGUUGAUCUUCUGCAGUUGUUUGUGGGGGGGAGGUUUUGCACAUGUUUUAAGUGAAAGGUUGAAGCUUGCAGUCUGAUUAGAUCCGAAACCCAAAA
This is a messenger RNA of Durio zibethinus, 3828 nucleotides long. The record is from RefSeq and is a predicted model, not a curated record. Lineage: Eukaryota; Viridiplantae; Streptophyta; Magnoliopsida; Malvales; Malvaceae.